AUAAAUAAAUGAUUGCAUCGAUUGAUUGAAUCAAAUAUUAUAGCAGUUAUUAUAAUCACAACAAUCAACAAACCAUUUGCAUCAGUGUCAACAAACUGCAGUUGCGGUCACCCGUAAUGUACGGUCAAUGAUUGGUGGUCACCACCAGAGCCAGUGGUCAAUUGCCCGACGAAGACGACGUCAACCACUAUAAUACAAUCAAAAUGAGAGGCCACCCGACGUCGGCAACAACAACAACAAGACAUACCGGUCGUGGCAGAGGACGCGGCGGUGGCGUAACUGGUAGAGCGUCGUCAUCGGUGGCUACAGUGGUCGCUACCGGUGCCGCUACGGCCGAUACGGUGGCGACGACAACAGCAACCAAUGGCGACAGUACACGAAAGACCCGAUCAAUGGCCAAACAAUCGUCCACUGAAUCGCCGCCAUCGACAACAAGUAGCAUAACUAAGAAGAGAGCGAAAGUUAGAUCAACUGUAGCCGAACCGACUAUUGUGACCAGCGAUGAUGAUGAUAAUGACAAUGGCGUUAAUGUCGAUGAUAGUACAUUAACGCCUACGACUAAUGGUGGCCGCUUAUCGGCCGCGAUAACAACACCGCUAUUGAGUGGACGAAAGCGCCGAAAGAGAGGUCGCGGCGCCGCUUCAUAUAUAGCUCGAAUGCGCAACAAAACUCUACGACCAUCGACACCGUCAGGUCACGAGUCGGACACCGCCGGUGGUGGCGAUACUCAACGCCUAUCGGCCGCCUCACCUAUGGAAGACACAGACAGCGAGCGCGAUAAUGCCGGUAAUGACAGCUCCGAUUUGGACGUACAAAACGAUGGCCGUUGUUGUGUACCGGACUGUGACUCUACUGGACACUUGUCCGGCAAGUUUGACGUACAUUCCUCGCAAAACAUGUGUCCCGUCUAUCACAACGUUACGCCUGAUGACUGUCGCCAGCGGUACGGCCGACGCCAACAGCGGCGACAAAAACAACGUAACGAUGGCUUUGGCACCGAUGAGAGCGGUAAACGACGCGAAUUGCGCCAAAAGGCAGUCAGUCCGACAAACAAAGAGGACAAACUGACAGUACUAUUGGAAAGUCGGCGAAAAGAUUUGCAAAAGGAGUUACUUUCGGCCAACAGUCCAAAUAAAGGACAGGGAGAUGGAGGAGGUGUAGGACCUAAAUGUAAACGCCAAAAGACGUCCAGUCGAGAACCCGAUUUGAAAGGUCUGACACCGAUAUUCGAUUUGGAUAUGUUUCGCGAAGCCCAGGCCAGGGCUGCCGAACUCAUUGAGGAACAGUUAUCCGCCGAACAGGUCGUCAAACGCCAGGGUAUCGGUCUGGUAGAGAUGGGCCGCUACGAAAUGGCCGCCUGGUAUUCUAGUCCCUAUCCCGAAGAAUAUCAGUGCCUACCGAAGCUCUACAUAUGCGAGUUUUGUUUGAAAUACACCAACAGUCCACUGAUACUCAGACGCCAUCUACACAAGUGUGUCCGCCGCCACCCGCCUGGCGAUGAAAUUUACCGAAAAACGAAUAUCUCAUUCUUCGAAGUGGACGGCGAAACAAACAAACAGUUUUGUCAGAAUCUUUGCCUUUUGGCCAAAUUAUUUUUGGAUCACAAGACACUGUACUUCGAUGUCGAACCGUUUCUCUUCUAUAUUAUGACCGAAGCUGAUGCCGAAGGCUGUCAUAUUGUCGGAUAUUUUUCGAAGGAGAAACAGUCGUUCCUAUCGUAUAACGUUUCCUGUAUACUAACAUUACCCCCUUACCAGAGACAGGGCUACGGACGGAUGCUUAUCGACUUCAGCUAUCUAUUGACCAAAACAGAGGGCAAAGUCGGUUCACCAGAAAAGCCGUUAUCCGAUUUGGGACUAAUUUCUUAUCGAAGCUAUUGGAAACAAGUGAUACUCGAGUAUCUGUCCUUCUAUGAGGGAAAGGAUAUAUCGAUAAAAGACGUUAGCUCACAGACCGGUAUCAAUGCCUACGACAUAGUGUCCACAUUGCAGUCGAUGGGAAUGUUAAAGUAUUGGAAAGGCAAGCACCUGGUGCUCACCCAGAAGGACAUACUGGACGAGUUUCGUACAAAACUAAAGCGCCGCAAAAAUCCCAAAGUGAUUGAUCCGAAAUUUCUUCACUGGACACCUAAGAUGACGGCCAAUCAUUUAAAUAAACUAUAGACAGAGAGAAAGAGAGAUAGAGAGAAUUAUUAUUACGGUACUUACUUUGACCAGACCACCCGUUCCCAUUGCCUACCAUUCCCCUCAGAGAUAAAAUUUCUGCUUUUAUAUAUUGAUAUAUCGAUACAUUUGUAAGCACCGGGAGAUAUGACAGACGACUCUUCACACGCUGUUUAAUCGUUUGAUAGAAAAAAAAUCAUUAUUACAUUCAUUACUAUUUAAUAUUAUUUUUU
This is a messenger RNA of Oppia nitens, 2395 nucleotides long. Its product is annotated as histone acetyltransferase KAT7-like. The transcript has 8 exons. Gene Ontology annotation, biological process: regulation of DNA-templated transcription. Gene Ontology annotation, cellular component: nucleus. The record is from RefSeq and is a predicted model, not a curated record. Bases 204 to 2162 code for a protein of 652 amino acids. NCBI's taxonomy places the organism in Eukaryota, Metazoa, Arthropoda, Arachnida, Sarcoptiformes, Oppiidae. Gene Ontology annotation, molecular function: histone acetyltransferase activity; zinc ion binding.